This is a messenger RNA of Acanthopagrus latus (yellowfin seabream), 2514 nucleotides long. RefSeq names its product flavin-containing monooxygenase 5-like. The transcript is spliced from 10 exons. Lineage: Eukaryota; Metazoa; Chordata; Actinopteri; Spariformes; Sparidae. Gene Ontology annotation, molecular function: NADP binding; flavin adenine dinucleotide binding; N,N-dimethylaniline monooxygenase activity. The record is from RefSeq and is a predicted model, not a curated record. The coding region runs from base 169 to 1839 and encodes 556 amino acids.
CUGUGACCAUGCAGUGAGUUAAGGGUCACUUUAGGACAGUGUUAACUGAUAGAUUUACACAAUCCCGACUCACUGUCAGUCCGCCCGCCCACUGCUGCUGAGCUGCACGGUGACCCGCUCCGGAAAAACUUCGUCUUCUCCUUCUGCAUAUCGCGAAAGAGCUGAAGUAUGACUCGUCGAGUGGCAAUAGUUGGAGGAGGUAGUUCAGGUCUGGCCUGUAUCAAGUGCUGUCUGGAUGAGGGGCUGGAGCCGGUCUGCUUCGAAAGCAGCGAUGACAUUGGUGGUCUGUGGAGGUUUAAGGAGAAUCCAGAGCCAGACAGGGCCAGCAUCUACCACUCCGUCAUCAUCAACACAUCCAAGGAGAUGAUGUGUUUCAGCGACUUCCCCAUUCCUGCACAUUUCCCCAACUUCAUGCACAACUCCCUCAUCAUGGACUACUUCCGAAUGUACGCCGACCACUUCCAGCUCAUCAAGUACAUACGCUUCAAUACCAAAGUCUUGCAGAUGAAGCAGAGAUCAGAUUUUUCUCACUCAGGCCAGUGGGAUGUUGAGACAGAGAACAAGGAUGGCAAAAAGGAGAAACACAUUUUUGAUGCCGUGAUGAUCUGUAUUGGACAUCACUGCCACCCCAACAUGCCACUGCAGGACUUCCCAGGCAUUGACACUUUCACGGGAAAGUACUUCCACAGCCGAGACUACAAGACUCCUGAGGAGUGGAGGAAUAAAAAGGCUAUAGUGAUUGGAAUAGGAAACUCUGGAGGGGACAUCGCUGUGGAGCUCAGCAGAGUCACCAAGCAGCUCUACUUGAGCACUCGAAGGGGAGCCUGGAUUCUGAACCGCGUCGGGGACAACGGGCUGCCCCUCGAUUUGAUUUUUAACAGGGUGACGGAUUUUCUGAGGACAAUCCUUCCCUUUAGUUUUUUCUGUGGUGUGGGAGAGAGACACCUCAACCAAAGAUUCGAUCACACUCUGUACAAUCUUAAGCCAAAGCACAGGUUGUUCAGCCAACAUCCCACAGUGAACGACGAGCUUCCCAACCGCAUCCUGUCUGGAACUGUUCAGGUGAAACCCAACAUCCGCAGAUUUCAGGGGUCCAGUGUGGAGUUUGAUGAUGGAAGUGUGGUGGAGGAUGUUGACCUGGUGGUGUUUGCCACAGGUUACAGGUUUUCCUUUCCUUUCCUGGCCUCACAUGUGGUCUCAGCAUCUGAGAACAAAGCCUCUCUGUACAAGUAUGUGUUUCCUCCUGAGCUGGACCGCCCCACUCUGGCCAUCAUUGGUCUAGUGCAGCCACUGGGGGCCAUUAUGCCCAUCUCUGAAAUGCAGGCCAGAUGGGCCACACGGGUCUUUAAAGGCUGCAUCAAGCUUCCCUCCGUGGCUGCCAUGCAAAAAGAUGUCCAAUGCAAGCAGCAAGCAAUGGCAGCAAGGUAUGUCCCCAGUCAGAGACACACCAUCCAGGUUGACUAUGUAAGCUACAUGGAUGAGAUAGCAAAGCUGGUGGGAGUUCGACCAAACAUCCUGGGAAUGCUGCUGACUGAUCCCAGGCUGGGACUGAAUGUGAUGCUUGGUCCCUGCACGCCAUACCAGUUCCGUCUCAGAGGGCCGGGAAAGUGGGCCGGAGCCCGUCAGGCCAUCCUCACCCAGUGGGAGAGAAUGGCUCGCCCCAUGCAGACCAGGCCCUGUGAUGAGCCCAAAUGCAAGAGAUCAUUAAUGUGGCCUCUGAUGCUGUCGACCGCUGCUGUGGGCUUGGCUGCCUACGUUAACAGGAACAGCCUUCCUGCCUUCCUGCAAGAUCCCACUGCACUGUUGGACAAGAUAAAAGUCUUCCUGCCUGGACAGUGAUGUGCUAAUCAGCUUUGCUUCAUUUCAGCUGUAACUGCAUUUAUAACAGAUUUACCAUAUAGCACUUACUAUAUGUAUACUGUACUAUCCCAACUCCUGAAGUGAACUUUAUACAUUCGAGUUACUUGUGCCUCCUCAUGCUGGCUCCAAAAACCAACUGAUAUUACAUUAUGGCAUAAAUUGUUAUUCAACAUAUCACAUUGUGUGAAAACGAGGACCCUUAUUUCUUAGAUCAUACUAGUUAUUGAAUAGCUCUUAAUCUACAUUCUUCUAUUCUCUGUUUGUUCGUUCAUGCUUGUGCAAUCUCCAAAUAUGUAUUGCUGUUUUUCACUGAAUAGUCUUGGGAUUAUAAUUGCAAGAAUAUGUCUCUGACAUCUCUGUAGGCUCUAUUUUCAGAGUAUAUCACAAUCAUUCCACUACCUGCUCUGUCUCUUGCCUUGUAUGGUGCUCAGAAAAUCUGAAAAAUGACAUUUGUCGGCUACAAAUAAUGAAAAUGGUGAUUUGUGGUGCAGUACUUUGGGCAACAUAUGUAUGAUGCUUUUAUAUUUUCUGCUUACACUAAUGUAUGUCAUGACCUUAACCCUAUGUAAUGGAGACUUGUGAUAAGAAAACACCUCAAAUGAGGUCACUGAUGUGAGAUUGAUGUAAUAAUUAAAAGUCAAAGUGCAGGAUCAA